Molecule: messenger RNA, 1169 nt
Organism: Punctularia strigosozonata HHB-11173 SS5
Lineage: Eukaryota; Fungi; Basidiomycota; Agaricomycetes; Corticiales; Punctulariaceae
Exons: 4
Coding region: 1-567 (188 amino acids)
Source: RefSeq, a predicted model, not a curated record
AUGCUCCGCCAGUACACCGUCUUCUAUUCCAACUACAUCGUCCUCCGAUGGAAUCAAGACGCUCUUCCUCUCGACGUUCGAACCGCUCUUCGCCUCGAGGCCACCGCCCUCCGCCGGGUCAUCGCUCUCAUGGAGGACACCAUCGACGGCGACGCCGAAGACCUCGAGGAAGCCGAAUGCCGAUUCAACCAACUCCGCGACAUCCACCGUCUCCAAGGCAUCGACGUCCUCGAACUGCGCAGGGAGAAGGAGGCGCUCGCCCGUCAAGCAGAGACGCGGCGGGCCCACACGCGCGCUCCUGAGCUCUCCGCUUUCAGGCUCAGGAUGCCGACGUUCCCGAAGCUUUCAUCGUCCACACGGAGGCUUCGGGGAAUGGCGAUGAAACUCCGGGGUACCAGGAAGACCCUAGGACCUGAUGAGGCUACCGUCCUUGCCCAGCUGCAGGCCCUCAUCGGUACCGGGGCUCGCUUGGACCCUUGGCAGAUCGCGGAAGCCUAUGCGGCAAGAUACGGGGGCGAGUACUAUAUGUUCGUCUUUCAAGCCCUGGCGGAGGCCGGCUUCGACUGAGGUCGGCUUCGCGAGGCCUCGGGCACGCCGCCCGAUGGUUUCUGGGACUGGAGCGCGAGUCCCACAGGCAUAGUGCACCUCUACGUGCCUGAAGGGGUCGACGUCGUCGGCGGCGUCGGCCCUGGAGGAGGUGACACGACCCCCGAUCUUCCUAACGCCGACGGGAAAGCACGGAAGGCGACGCCGGAUGUUGGAGCCCGAAUCUCGCUCGCUCGAGGGGCCUCGCACGACGACCGGCGCGGCGGACGCGGACGGGGAGGGCGCCGGGGAUGCUCUUGGGCGUCGUCGUGCGUUUCUUGCCAGAUGCUCCCUGGCCACGGGCGGGGUUUGUCUCGAGGGCGAAGACGAGGGACGGAGUUGGUGUUCGGGUUGCCUGGGUCGAGAGUGGGACGCCGCGAUCGCCCGGACGCUCGUUCAGUAACGCAUCUUGGCCGAGUCGGUGCGCCGGCAUGCAGUACGGGACAAUCGGUCGAGUUCGGGACGCCGCUCGAUGGGAUGUCCGUGCGACUGCGCAACUUGAAGAUAACCCGAAAAAAAUCAGAAAAUAUCAAAACCGAAAAAAGAGGCUGGCUGGAUUCGGAUUCGGAUUGGGGAUAGUGGCG